Molecule: messenger RNA, 1090 nt
Organism: Branchiostoma floridae (Florida lancelet)
Lineage: Eukaryota; Metazoa; Chordata; Leptocardii; Amphioxiformes; Branchiostomatidae
Exons: 5
Coding region: 198-767 (189 amino acids)
Source: RefSeq, a predicted model, not a curated record
AUCUCAAAUCCACAGAUAUAAACUAGACCGUAGAAACCGUUGGUUCGAACAGGGAGUUACUGAUGUGAUUCUGUUUUGCUUCCCUCCCCACUGCAGCUAACGUUGCAAAAAAUGGAAAGCCAUAACAAUUAGUGCAGUUACAUUAAUUCUGUCGUAGUCAGUCAUACGACUUUGAUGUUGGAGAAUUUUCAGUCUGGAUGAAACUGAACAACAUGGCAGUAGAGCCUGGCAAGAUCAUCAAAUUUAAACAUGCCCUCCCACCAGUCAUGAUAUCGACCGCUUCGUACAACGGAUACCUCAUUGAAAAAACAGGGUCGCAUGGAAGAGGCACCGGGCAGGUGGUAUGGGCUAAACUUACGCGGAGGAACAAGCGCAGAGUGCUUGUGAACGUGUACACCUACACUACUUCAGCACCUGCUGACGGCACCUAUGUUUUACUGGAGUUUGUUCAGUCUGGAAAGUUCUUCUACGCCAGCAAAAACAACCCACAAAAGCUGCGUCUAAAGGAGGGGGACUGGGACCCCUAUUCAGAAAAUCCUGAAGACAUCUCGACAACUUCGGACCCGCGAGUGUUCCUGAUGAAACGGAGUGGGUCAGAUGUCGUGUUUACCCAUCACGGCUUUUCUGGUGCUGCCAUCUCCGUGUUUCCCAACCCAGAAAAGCCGGCUGAAAACAAGUCCGAAGGAGAGAAUGGACAACAUCUUAAACUUGUUACUCCGAAACUCCGCUGUUGCUCGGAUGGUGACUGCAUGGAGGUUGUGGAGUAACCACCAAACCACUGCAAGUUAGUCCAAGUGGCUGCCGAGCAUCAAGAUCAGCCGAGAUUUUUCUUAAAGUGUGUCGAUGUAGGUUAGACAUCCAGGUAAUAAGAUAUGCUAAAAAGCAGUUACUUAGUCAGUGUCACUGACGAAAACUGGUGGAUUCCAGUUGAAACAUCUGACCGUUUCCAAAAUAAUAUCCAGUUACUUGAGUAACUGCUUUUUGGUUAACGCUAUGUCACACUUAAUCGUAAGGUUCUUUAUGCACAGCCUCGAAAUUUUAACUUGAAAGUUCAUCUGUGUUGGUAGAAGUCAUUCUUGAAAUAGUUGAA